Molecule: messenger RNA, 3813 nt
Organism: Corylus avellana
Lineage: Eukaryota; Viridiplantae; Streptophyta; Magnoliopsida; Fagales; Betulaceae
Gene: ATATH8
Product: Protein kinase superfamily protein
Source: RefSeq, a predicted model, not a curated record
AACGGCGAAAAGAAGGUGGUUUGCGAAGGAUUGAGAACUGGUAGUGAGCACAAGAGAAGAGAGAGACAAUAAAACGGUAAUCUCUCUUUAACUCCCAGAAUCACCGACUAUCCCAAAAAGAAAAUAACUAAAAUGACGAGCCGUACGAGUUAUGCGAUUGACCGUGUGUCAAAACAUAACUGGCUCAGAGUAGUACCAAAGCCAAUUUAAUAGGAUCAAGGCCAACGACCUUUUAAAAUACCUCCGAGCUCACCAAUUCACCACCCCAGGUGAUCCUCACUCUUCCAGUGCCCUCUCCCUCUCACACCUGGGAGCUCACUCACAGACACCCACACACACACCAUGCUUCUCCGGUGUGAAUUUUGAGCCAUUCAUUCACUCCAUUCACGUUUUUAUCUCCUCCUUAGCCAUAAUCUCAAAUACAAUCACGAAAUUAACCGAAAAACGAUAAUUAAUCCAGACUGAACCACGCCAUUUCCGUACGCGAAGCUAAGCUACCCGAAUGGCGAUGGCGGCAACGAUUUCGUUUACUUCCUCACCGACUCCAAUCCCCGUACGCUUCUCGACGCGGGCCUCCACAACGACGUCGCAGAAGCGGGGACACGUGGUGGGCAGCAUGGGGCACUUGGCUGAGGUGGUUCGCAAGGACGUGGAGUUUCUGAAGAAGGGAAUCGGCAGAGGAGUGGAGUGGGCGAACGAGGCUCUCCACAUUCCUAGGGUUUUUAAAACCCUAGACGACGUCUUGUGGCUCCGGAAUCUCGAAGAACCCCACGCCCCUCCGUUAGAGCCUCGUCCGUGGCCUCAACCUUGCUAUCCAGAACUGUCUGGUGUGGAUUUGUUGAUGGCUGAUCUCAAAGCCUUGGAGGCGUACGCUGGUUAUUUCUACUAUCUGUCUAAGAUUUGGUCUAAGCCACUUCCUGAAGCCUAUGACCCACAAGAUGUUGCUGACUAUUUCAGUUGCAGGCCUCACGUAGUGGCCCUUAGACUUCUUGAGGUAUUUUCCUCCUUUGCAUCUGCUGCAAUCAGAAUUCGAAGCCCUGGUAUCAGAAAGUUCUUAAGACUCAGUUCAGAUAAGGAUAUUGAUGGGAGUGUAUCACAAUACAAUUUUGGUAUGGUGUUAAAAGAGACAAUGCUAAGCCUUGGUCCUACCUUUAUCAAAGUUGGUCAGUCCCUUGCCACAAGGCCAGAUAUUAUUGGUACUGAGAUUUCCAAGGCAUUGUCUGAGCUGCAUGAUCAAAUACCUCCUUUUCCCAGGACUGUGGCUAUGAAAAUUAUUGAGGAAGAAUUAGGUUCUCCUGUGGAAUCAUUCUUUCACUACAUCUCUAAUGAACCUGUUGCUGCAGCAUCAUUUGGUCAGGUCUACCGCGGGAAUACUAUUGAUGGUUUUAAUGUUGCGGUGAAAGUUCAGCGUCCUAAUUUGCAUCAUCUGGUUGUGCGGGACGUCUAUAUUCUUCGCCUUGGGCUGGAGAUAUUUCAAAAGAUAGCAAAGAGAAAAAGUGACCUUCGCCUAUAUGCCGAUGAGCUUGGGAAAGGUUUAGUUGGGGAAUUGGAUUACACUUUGGAGGCUGCAAAUGCUUCAGAGUUUAUGGAAGCUCAUUUUCCCUUUCCAUUUAUUCGUGUGCCAAAAAUGUUUGUGCAUUUAACUCGAAAGAGAGUUCUGACUAUGGAGUGGAUUGCUGGUGAAAGUCCAACUGAUUUACUUUCUGUAUCUACUGGAAAUGCUGUUGAUGAUGGCUCUCCUUAUUCAGGGAGGCAGAAACUUGAUGCAAAAAAGCGUCUUCUUGAUCUGGUUAGGAAAGGAGUGGAGGCAUCGUUAGUUCAACUCCUUGAAACAGGCCUAUUGCAUGCUGAUCCACAUUCAGGAAACUUGCGGUACACGGCCUCGGGACAAAUAGGGUUUCUGGAUUUUGGUUUGCUUUGUCGGAUGGAAAAGAAGCAUCAGUUUGCUAUGCUUGCAUCUAUAGUGCACAUAGUAAAUGGGGACUGGGCAUCCCUUGUUCAUGCCCUGACUGAAAUGGAUGUUGUAAGGCCAGGGACUAACAUCCGGCGUGUGACAAUGGAUCUGGAAUAUGCCUUGGGAGAAGUAGAAUUUAAAGAUGGAAUUCCCGAUGUCAAGUUCAGCAGGGUUCUGGGUAAAAUCUUGUCUGUAGCCUUCAAAUAUCAUUUUCGCAUGCCACCAUACUACACACUUGUCCUACGUUCUCUAGCUUCCUUGGAAGGUCUGGCAGUAGCUGCAGAUGACAAUUUUAAGACAUUUGAAGCUGCAUACCCUUAUGUUGUUCAGAAACUUCUCACUGAUAAUUCAGCAGCAACGAGGAAGAUUUUGCACUCGGUGAUUUUAAAUAAAAAGAAGGAGUUCCAGUGGCAGAGGCUUGCUCUUUUCUUAAGAGUAGGUGCGACUAGGAAAGGCUUGUCCAAGGUGAUAGCAUCCACCAGUGAGGCUUCCCUUGAUUAUGCACCGAAUAGCGCUACUGGUGUUUUUGAUGUUGCAAACUUAAUCAUGAGGCUUCUACCAUCUAAAGAUGGUGUUGUGCUAAGAAGACUCUUAAUGACUGCAGAUGGAGCUUCAUUAAUCCAAGCAAUGGUUUCCAAGGAGGCAAAAUUCUUCCGCCAGCAACUCUGCACAAUCAUUGCUGACAUAUUGUACCAAUGGAUGUGUGAAGCACUCGGACAAGACAUUGCAAUAACCCAGUCUAGUUCGCAGUUGAGAUUCAUGAGCGGACCUGACAACAGAGAGCUAGGUUCAUCUUCCAGAUUAUCCACACCCAUAUGUGAUUACAAUUCCAUCUUGAGGGAUCGGCGGCUCAAAGUGAUCUUUUUGAAAGCUCUAAACUCGACAAGGAGACGUCCAGUAUUGUUUGCGAGGUUCUGCUUGGCUUCCUUUGUAAUGUUUGUAACAGCUUCUGCUGUGGCUUGUCAUCGGAUCCUAGUCUCUCUGUCCGAAACCUACAUUGGCCGGGUACCAGUUGCUCCCAAGCGAUUUGCUUUCAGUGCAUGAUAUUUCCACCUGUAAAGUACUUGGGCCGGCGGAGAACAUUCAUCACCAGGAAUACAUAUUUGAGCCGUCCAGUAAUUUCAGAGUUCCUCUUUUGAAGAAGAUUGAAUGCAGACACUAUCACCAGUUGACCCUUCUAGUAAUUUUACGAUAUAAAGAUGAUUGGAGCCACUUUUGGGAAAGAAGGCUGACAAGUAGAUCAGUAUAUAUGGCUUGACUUGGGAUUUAUGGUGCGAGUCACACUGAUACCUUCCCUUGCAACUUGUUCUCAGAUUCAAUGUGAGGUCCAAUACUUUGUUGGGUAUUGGCGAUGGUAAGGGUCCUAAGGGAUAUACAUGGUGAGAUAUCAAGGUUGGAUGCAGAAAGACGCCAAGAGCUCAUGAAUGUUCUCUGGUAAUGGAAAUAUAUAUAUAUAUAAACUCUGUAAUAUGUUUAGAGAAGAAAAUUGUAUACAAAUUGAUAUCGUGCGUAAAAAGAUACCAAAUCAUUGAUGGGAUGACGAUUAUUGACGGAUGUUGUAUUGGAAACAUGUCAUGCUGCGAUUUAUUUAUGAAAUGAUAAAAAUUGAUAUCCAACAUUUUAUACUAAUAACACAUCUAACCUUUUCCCGCAUUUGAUUAAAAAAAAAAGAAAAAAAGAAAAAGAAAAACACAUCAAGACUGCACAUUGUUCAGCCGCUUCGCACCUAGUGUUUGGAAGCAUUCUCAUAGCCGUUUCCCACUUAGUGUUUGGAAGCAUUCUCAUAAGAUCAUUUAUUCUCUCGUCUAUUCGAAUUAAAAGUGGUAAAGAUCCCCCUCGUAACCUUUUUCCCCCUUCAA